AUGUCCAAGAAGGACCGCAGGAGUUAUAUUGAUGCCGUUUACUGUCUACAAAAGAAACCAUCAUUGAUUGACGAAAAGAUCGUUCCGGGGGCCAAGACUCUGUUUGAUACAUUUACGACCCUUCAUAUCAAUCAGACACACACCAUCCACAACAACUUUUCCUUUCUAAUGUGGCAUCGCUUCUUCACUUACGUAUACGAAAAGGUGCUCCGAGAACAGUGCGGAUUUGAAGGGACGCAUCCCUAUUGGGAAUGGGGCUAUGACGUGGACGACCCCGAAAGCUCCCCUAUUCUGGAUGGGUCGGAUUAUAGCCUCGGCAGCAACGGCGUACCCCUUAAAGACAAGAAUGAGACAUGGAUUCUCUGGCCUCCUCCUCCUUUCAAGCCGACAAAGGAUUUGAUCAGCGAAUUUCCAGCAGGAACAGGCGGAGGAUGCGUCCACACUGGCCCAUUUUCUGACAUGACGGUUAACUUUGGUCCAAUUUCGCAGGGGUCUGAGCGACACCUUGAUCGGAUGUUUCAAUACCGCCCUCACUGCUUGAAACGAGACAUAAACCCACACAUUGGGCAACAUUACCUCGCUUUCAACUGGACUAUCUGGAACAUAGUGGAGAGCACCGACAUGAUGGGAUUCCAGGCUCGGAUAACCGGUGAUAGAAGGCAAGGCCACGGCGAUUAUAAACUAAACAAGUUUGGUGCCCACGGUGCAGGCCAUUAUUUUGGUGGCGGACCAACUGGUGCUUUCUCGGAUCUAUACGCCAGCCCGCAAGACCCGUUAUUUUUCCCACACCAUGCUCAAAUUGACAGGAUGUGGGCUAUUUGGCAGUGGUUGGAUAUAGAGAACCGCAAAGAUGCGCUUUAUGGUACUCUGACUUACGAGAACCUUCCGCCAUCUCGCAAGGGAACGCUCGAUGACCUGGUUGAUUUGAGGCCCAUAAUUGACCCUGUUCGCAUCAGGGAUGUGGUAGAUGUUAUUAGUGGGCCUUUUUGCUACUUUUAUGAAUAG
Uncinocarpus reesii 1704 is the source of this 1005-nucleotide messenger RNA. RefSeq lists its product as uncharacterized. The transcript is spliced from 4 exons. The record is from RefSeq and is a predicted model, not a curated record. Gene Ontology annotation, molecular function: oxidoreductase activity. Lineage: Eukaryota; Fungi; Ascomycota; Eurotiomycetes; Onygenales; Onygenaceae. The coding region runs from base 1 to 1005 and encodes 334 amino acids.